UUCAGUCUAUUAUCGACAACGCAGCAAUUAAGAUCAAUGAAUUUAUAAAGGAGUGUGAAAAUAAGCAAUUUCCCAAGGAAAAAGCAAGAAUUUUACAAGAAAAUUAGUGAAUUUUAAUAAAAUACAGUACAAAACAGAAAAACAAUUUGUGUUGAAGAAAUCAAUAAAACUUUUAAUUUUUUUUUGUAAAAUUGUGAUAAUUAUAACAAAAAAACGAAUAGUGUAUAAUAACGUAAAAAAAUCAUUAUCAAAGAAGGAGAAAAUUGACUGGAGAAGUUAACAAAAAUGGAAAUUGCCUUAAAUUCAGACACACCAGGAGGUUUCAAACAUGAAAAUGCUAUAGCCUCACAAAAUGGAUUAGCGCUCCUAGCAUCAAUUACGCUUAAAAAUGCACUAAAUAUCAAUAAUAAUAACAACAACAACAAUAAUAAUAAUACUAGUAAAAAUAAUAUCAAUAUCAAUAAAAAUAAUAAUCAUUUAACUUUGAAUCACAAUAAUAAUAAUAAUAAAAACAAUAUCAAUAAUAAACAUCAUAAAACACCACAACAACAGCCACAACAUGGUUUUAUUUCAACAUCAGCAAUUGCAUCGUCAUCAUCAUCAUUAUCAUCAACAACGUCGUUGUCAAAUUCAAAUACUUCAACAACAAUAACAACAAUACAAACACCACAUUUACAACAAAUACAAGAACAUAAAAAUGUAUUUACAUUUACAGCAGCCGGUCUACAAGCUUUAACAGCUACAACUAUAUCAACAAUUAAUACAGAGUUUGGAGCAACUGCUGUCAAUCAAACAUUACAGCAACAAACAACAACAACAGCACUAGCAACUGUUGCAACAGUAUCCUCUCAUAACAAACACAAUAAUACCAAUCAACAUAAUAAUUCUUUAUCAACGAAUCAUCAUCAGACAAACAACAACAACAACACCUCUAGUGCAAAAGAUCCUACUGUAGCUUUAUUAGAAGCCUUAUCUAUAAAAACAAAUAAGAAACAACAAAAUGUUUCAACACAGCAACAGCAAAUAUCAGCUAGUACAGCAACAACAACAGCAGCACAACAACAACAACAUACGUCUGUAGGUAACGGUGGCAAUAACAAUGCAAAUAUAAACACUAAUAAUAACAACAAUAACAAUGGUGGUAAUGGCAACAGCAAUAAAAAUAAUUUUCGAAUUCCGUCCGAUAUACUUGAUGAUCUGGCCAGUCGUUUUAUAAUUAAUGUUCCCGAUAUGGAACUAAGUAAUCUAAUACGUAUAUGCUUUCAAAUUGAGCUAGCUCAUUGGUUCUAUUUGGAUUUCUUUUGCGCAUCGGAAGAGGAGAAAAAAUUACAACCAUGUGGUAUUAAACAAUUUGCUCUACAAUUAUUUGAGCACAUCCCAUUCCUACGCCACCAUUUAUCAUCUAUAGAUAAAAUUUUGGAAGAUUGGAAAAAUUACAAAUUAUCCGUGCCCACCUAUGGAGCCAUUUUAAUAUCUGAGGAUCUCAAUUAUUGCCUUCUAGUGCAAUCAUAUUUUGCCAAAAGUUCAUGGGGUUUUCCCAAAGGAAAAGUCAAUGAAAACGAAGAUCCGGUACAUUGUGCCACAAGAGAGGUUUAUGAAGAAACCGGUUAUGAUAUCACUGAAUUAAUUGUACCAAAUGAUUAUAUUGAGGCUGUUAUCAAUUAUCAAUACACUCGUUUAUAUAUUGUACGUGAUGUUUCGUUAGAAACGAAAUUCUCACCACGCACUCGUAAUGAGAUAAAAUGCUGUGAUUGGUUUCCCAUUGAUUCGUUGCCUGUCAAUAAAAAUGAUGCCAUAUCAAAACCUAAAUUGGGCAUAAAUGCCAAUUCCUUUUUCAUGAUCAUGCCAUUCGUUAAACGUCUCAAAAAGUGGGUCAACGAUAAACGUAAUGGUGUCGAGACACGACGUAAAUACUCAGGUGGUGGUUCACCAACAUCCACAUCACCCUUGACCACCGGUAAUAUGAUGAAUGUUGGUACUGGUGCUGGUCAAUUGAAAUCCAGUUGUAAGAAACAACAACAGCAACAAAAACGUAAUAAUUCAAAUAAUUUUAAUGAUGAUUUAAAUGCCUUAAAUAAUACUGCUAAUAAUGGUGUUAAUGCAACAACAACAACAACAACAACAGCAACAACUGUGACAACAGCAACAGCAGCAGUAGCAUUAUCUGCAUCUUCCUGUGUUAAUAAUACAAAUGCAAAUUGUUCAAAUUCGAAUUCAAAUCGUUCUAAAAGACAACGCCAUAAAUCAAUGGGUGAUUUGGAUGGUAUUAAAUUAAAUAAUUUUAAUAAUACUAAUAAUCAAAGUAAUUCUAAGACGACAAAUAAUAAUAACAACAACAAUAAUAACAAUAAUUGUGGUUCAACAACAUUAUCAUCAUCAACAACUACAACGACCACUGCAAAUAGUGGUGGUAAUAAUAAUACAAAUAAUCAAAAACGUCAUUCAAAAAUUGUUGCUGCUGGCAGCAAUGUUUCCAACAACAAUACAAAUAAUAAUUGCAAUAACAAUAACAACAACAGCAUUAAUUGUGGUAACAAUACAUCGUCAUCAUCAUCAUCAAAACGUCAAUUGUUCCAUAGCCAAAGUCAAACAAAUAAUUUACAGCAAAAUGGAGAAAAGAUUGUAAGUUCAUUUGACUUAAUACGCAAAGAGAAACAGCAAAUGAAAGCUGCUCUAGCUAAGGCUCAAAAACAACAACAAAAUGCCAAUAAUAAUGGACGUCAAAGGGCUAAAUCCCAAAGUGAUAAAAUGUGUAUGCAGCAGCAACAACAACAGCAGCAGCAGCAAAAAACCAAUGGCAACAAUAAUAAUAAACAGCAACAACGUAUACAAAAACAACAAUCAUUAAUUGUUACCAAUACAAAUAUGCAAAAUUAUAAUAUGAAUAAUAACAGCAACAACAACAACCAUCAUAAUAAUAGCAACAACAACAGCAACAAAAACCACAACAAUAAUAAUACAAAAAUGAAUGUAAAUAAUAGUUUUAACUGUAAUAAUAAUAACAAUAAUAAUAUGACAACCGGAGGAUAUAAAACUCCCACACCUCCACCACUAAGUGGCAAUGAUUUAUUAGCUUUGGCAGCAGCUGCAGCCAAUACAACAACAACAACAGCAACUGUAGCAGCAGCAAAUGUAGCAGUGACUACAUUAACACCUCAAACUAAAACUAAACAAAAACUUUGCCAAGCAGGUAAACAGCAACAUCAACAACAAAAGCAACCGCAACAAUUACAACUUAAACCCAGACCCUCAUCAGUAUCAUUGCAUUUUCCCGAGGUCUCUUCCACCUCAACUUCCGCUACCAUUAAAAGAGAAAGCACAGAUUUAAUGGCCAAUGGUCAAAUGCAAUUGCCACAACUACAACGUAUGGCUUCGGGUACAAAUUUACGUAUUUUAAAGAGAUCAACAUCUCAUCAACCAACACAACAGCAUCAGCAGCAGCAGCAACAACAGCAUCCACAGCCACCACAAAGACAAGCCUCAGCUUUACAAUUUACACCCAGUUUUAAUUCAUGGACUAAUUUUACAUUUACCAAAAAUUUUAUAGCAAAUGUUUUUUGUUAAACAGAAGAAGGACAACAUCUACAACAACAAACCGACCCCGUCCCCUCCCCCCUCUAUACAGCAAAAAUGUUGAAUGCGUUUGGUGUUUGUUGUUUGCUCAAACAACAAAAUACUUGUUUUUUUUUCGUUCGGGGUUUGUUGAGAAUAAAUUGUUUUAUUUAUAUUUGUAUAUAAAUAAUGAG
Messenger RNA from Lucilia cuprina (Australian sheep blowfly), 3746 nucleotides. RefSeq lists its product as uncharacterized. The record is from RefSeq and is a predicted model, not a curated record. Gene Ontology annotation, biological process: deadenylation-dependent decapping of nuclear-transcribed mRNA; nuclear-transcribed mRNA catabolic process, nonsense-mediated decay. The transcript has 6 exons. Bases 286 to 3564 code for a protein of 1092 amino acids. Lineage: Eukaryota; Metazoa; Arthropoda; Insecta; Diptera; Calliphoridae. Gene Ontology annotation, molecular function: 5'-(N(7)-methylguanosine 5'-triphospho)-[mRNA] hydrolase activity; manganese ion binding; RNA binding. Gene Ontology annotation, cellular component: cytoplasm; P-body.